GUCUACACAUACCACGUCAUCGCAGAGGAUGAGCACCCUGCAGACUCGGGCAACCCCAGGGAUGAUACCACUACGCCUCCAGUUGCGACGGCUACUGGCUCGUAUCGCUCGCUGGGGUGGCAUGACCUGAGUGCAAAUCUGCAUCUGAUGACAGUUCGAGUGGGUCGUGAAUUCAUCAAGCGACCGCUCCACUACCAGCACUUAUUACCUAUAGACGCUCUUGUACAUAUACCCAUCAUCAGGCUGGUUCACCCAGAUGUAGUCGAGCCGGCCUCCCUCCACAUUGAACAGGAAUCGCCCGUCGAAGACAUGCCCCGCCCGCCGAAGCGGAAACGGUGUCCGGACACAGAGACUGAUGAAGUUCCUACCAAGAGAGUGCGCACGUCCGGCACUGCAAGCGAGGCGUCCGAGGUCGAGGACGGCGUUCCUUUUGGACCUCACCCAAGGUGCAUGAUCACUGGGUGCGUGUCUGCUGAUGUAGAGGCGUGUUAUAUACUGCCUCCAGACAUGCCUCAGCUAUUGGUGAAUCAAAAGAUUGACUACAUGACAUUCAACAUGUGUACCGACUAUGACACCUUCCUUUGUCACGAGCCUGAGAAUAUUAUAUUCCUUCGACGCGACCUCCGGGAACUGUGGGAAACGAACCGAUUGUUGAUGAUACCACAUCCUCAGCAUUUAGAGCAUUUCGAGUAUUGCACUGUGUACAAGUAUUGCGUCAUCGCAGAGGACGAGCACCCUCCAGACUCAUGCGCGACCAUGCGUCACCCUAUCACACCUUCCGUCAUGACGGCACCAUGUUCAUAUCGCUCGCUUGGAUGGCACGAGCUGGACGCCGACCUCUAUUCGAUGGCUUUUCGAGCAGGUCGGAAAUUGAGCAAGCGACCACUGCACUACCAGCAUAUCUUGCGGGAGUUGUUGCCCCACAAGGAGAUCAACCAUGUGCACAUCAUAAUCUGUCAGUAUAUGCAGUGGGCAGACCCACUGUCUUCAGACAUGGUACCCAAUAGACGGUUAUGGACAACCGGCGAACUCUCACCCUGUCCUGAUGGUUAUUACCGCCGCCCCUUGACCGAAUAUUGCUCUCCCCUGUCGGAUGACGACACAGCCCGCUUUCCUCGCCGAUUUCGGCCAGUUGUCUCAGGGAUAAAGAGGAAACGUUCUCGCGACACCAGGGUGGACAGUAAGGCCUGCACCAUGGAGGAACAAGUAGCCAGAGUCCGACUGCUUGCGGAACCUGAGGACCCAAAGUUGCUCAUUUAUCAACAAGAGGAAGUGAGAGAUGUGGUGCCUGCUGUAGAAGCACCCUGGUUGGAACAAUACUAUUUAUCAAGCUCUCAGGCUAUCAGCUGCAUCUCGGAGUUUAUUGCCGGCGGUGGCGGUGGCAUGCAACUACGUGCGUGGCGUCUAUCAGGCGUCGAUACGUACCACCUUACUUCCGACGAGAACAUCCGGUUCUUGUUAUUCAAUGAACGAUCCCCACCAAUAUGGCCGAACGGAAUUCAUUCGCCAGACAUCAAGAUCUGA
Messenger RNA from Postia placenta MAD-698-R-SB12, 1524 nucleotides. RefSeq lists its product as hypothetical. The record is from RefSeq and is a predicted model, not a curated record. The transcript is spliced from 7 exons. Lineage: Eukaryota; Fungi; Basidiomycota; Agaricomycetes; Polyporales; Adustoporiaceae. The annotation marks the transcript as partial.